UUUGGGCCUUAUCGAUAGCCCCCAACUCAAGGUCUUCCGCAUAUCGGCCCGCGUCAAUCGUGAUAAAUAUGACGGCGACGCUGCCCCCAAUCCGACAGUGAUGUUCUUACAAGCCAAUUCCGCAUGAUCCUGCCCACCACAGGAUUGACCUCCUGUCGCAGGAGAGACGGCACUCCGCGCGUGAUCUAGCGUCGAUGGGCACCGUGCUGCCACCUCAAUAGAAAAUGGCUGCGAACACUAUGGGCCUGUAUCAUCUACCCAACGAAAUAUUUGUCUCUAUCCUGUCAGCAUUCGAGACACAGGAUCUUCUCCCUCUAGUCGUCGUCUCCCGCCGUUUCCAUUCCAUCAUCCUCCGCAUCUUACACUUCCGACUCCUCCUGGCCGCGGCUUUACCUGAUUACAAGCUUAUCCUCGAAGCGUAUCAUCCUAGCAAGAGAUACAGCGAUCCGUAUCUGUUCUGCACGUAUCUUGGUACGGACGGACUGAGCUCCAAACAUGAAGGCGAGGGAAGUCUGUACGAAGAUUGUAUAAGUGAGGAAGGUAGAUUCGCAAAGCUUGGUGCUCUAUACAGUCGGUUCAGGCCUGAAAGGCCGGGCGUGCAAGGCUCAAUGCCCGCGCGUCGAAUUGCCGGAGCUGUCGUCUCACAACAAGCGUCGUCCUCUACACCGACUCAGCCAAUAUAUGCUGACGGAGGUGAUGGAGGCUCUGCGAAAGUCCUUCACACUCUGAAUCUCGACCCCGACGAGCUGUUUGGACAGUUCUGUGCAUAUGCAAGUCUUGUCAGGCUUGGGCCACGCCGAGGAGUGUUUCUGAGCAACGUCCAUAUUGUGCAAUCCGGUCAGGGCGUUAUGAGGGUAUGGAAGCAAUGGCUGCAAGAUCGCGCCCAGGAACUCUGGCAACAAGAACAAGAUCCGGGCUUCGAAAUCGACCGAACCCCUACAAUGAAUCCUCCAAUGAUUGGGUUGGACAAGAACAUCUUGUGGACCGACUACAGGAAGAAUGUUGGGUUGCGUGUAUCAAUCCGGGACCGUGAAGGAAAAUGUUAUCGGAAAGACCCAAGCGAGUAUGAUGACCUGCCGAUGAGCUUUUCGAUAGAGAUUCAAGGUAUGACUGUCCAUUGGUCAAUAUUUGCACGACUGAUUGUCCUCCAGAGCUUGUGGUACGGACGACACACUUGAUGCUUGCUGUGGAGGCAUCCACACAAGAUCAAUCCAGUCGAUCAGGUAAAGCUCUUAUCUUUGGAAGUUUCGCUACUGCAGCCUCGCCUUCUGGGAUGUGAAAUAUCAUCAUUCCGCUCACAGAUAUUCACUUGAUUCGUGGAGGGAAUGGAUGGGUUUGACAUCUUCAUUGGCGUUCAGUCCGAAGACGAGGCUGACCCAGCCAUAGGACAGGCGUUUAUCUCGUGGGUACGAAGGUCAUAGAGCCAGGAGUUAGAACGACUUUCCAGGGCCAAAUACGAUCUGAGCACUGUAUAGGUAUAGGCAUACCAUGUACAAAAGGGAUGUUAGAGUGUGCAACGCAGCGUCGACUGCUGCAACACGCAUGGUCAUUCAUGCUGGCCAUAUCGGCCACUAUAUAUGUAUAACGACAUUGACGACCGAUCUGCGACCUCUGAUGA
Molecule: messenger RNA, 1618 nt
Organism: Exophiala viscosa
Lineage: Eukaryota; Fungi; Ascomycota; Eurotiomycetes; Chaetothyriales; Herpotrichiellaceae
Exons: 2
Coding region: 225-1178 (317 amino acids)
Molecular function (GO): protein binding
Source: RefSeq, a predicted model, not a curated record